Vitrella brassicaformis is the source of this 845-nucleotide messenger RNA. The record is from the annotation of a GenBank genome assembly. NCBI's taxonomy places the organism in Eukaryota, Vitrellaceae.
AAACCAAUUGACUAAAGAUGCAGAGAGAGAGAGAGAGAGAGGGACGACAGAGCCAAGCGAGAGAAGCACGAUCUGUGUCGUAUGUCCGGCCAAUCAUCCCACACACGAGGUCAUCAAUCACAUUGAAUAAAGUAUCGUCCAUCAUACAGACAAACAGACAGGUAUGUCUUGCGUGCGUCCAUGAUGGCGGUCGGUGUCGAUGACGCGGAAGUAGGCCAGCUGUGAGUAGCUCGUCACGUGUUGGGCGAUCCUCGGCAUCAGCGUCGCGACCCCCAACACGUCUCUGAGAGUGAUGUCCUGGUGGUGGUGGGGCUGCUGCUGCGACGAUGCACUGCUGGCACCUACAACACAAUCACACACACAAUCACACACACAAUCACCUGUGUGCCGGCAUGAUUGUGUCAUCCUGCAGCCUCUCUGUUACCAUUGGCAGCGGCCGACGCGGCAGAUGAAGAUGGCUCGUCAGCUAUAGAGUCACCGGCUCCUUCACAAGCAGCAGCAGAGAUAGUCACAUCUGCACACCUGCGAACAGACACAGCACGGACAUCAUAUCAGUGAAUGUGGCGCCUCAUCGAUAUGUGAGCCUCCGAGUGGCCUGUCAUUAGCUUGCCGUACCUCAGUUGGCUACUCGGCUGCCCUUGACUGUCGCUCUGUUGCUGGACGGCACUUGAAAGUGUCGGAAAUCUGCGACAAACACACAGACAUCACACAGACUGUCAUUACUGAUGCCAUCAGGCCUUGUCCUCUCUCACCUCACUGCGUCAGGUCACCGGGAGUCAGACAGAUUGGCGGCGGCAUCUGUGUUGAUCGAUGCAUCACGACAGCUCUUUGUGCACCUCCCACAC